AGUGCUGAUUGCAUAGCUAGCGAAAUGUUUGACAAGAAGGCAAAUUCAUGUAUACCAUGUCCUCUUGGGUACUUUGGAAUCAACUGUUUAACGCCAUGUCCUCAAGGAAAUAACGGAAAUGGAUGUCAGUCUCUCUGUCCAGGAACAUGCCGAAACACAUGUAAUUUUAUAACAGGAAAAUGCUUGCAACCAGGAAAUCGACGUGGAGAAAAACUUGACCACUGUGAGCAAACACACCAAUCCUUGCAAACAAUAAUAGAAAAAACAACACGAAUGCAUGCUGGUCCUCAACCAAAGAAGAAAUAUUUCUCAAAUUCAAUAAUUGUAAUAAUAGUUGGAUCCGUGUUUGUCUUCAUGCUUACUGUUGUUUUGAUUUACAACGUUCAAAAGAUAUUACGAAAGCACUCGUUGAGAAAGAAUCAAGAUCAACGUGGAAUAUCCCUAUCCUUAACAGAAGAUGCAAUAUACCAACAGAUUAAUGAAAAUGUUCUUUAUACUUAGCAUUAUGAUUUUGAUUUUAAAAAAAGAUAAAUGAACAGCUGUAGUGAAUAUUCAUAUAUAGUUUGAUAACUUCAAUAAAUAAUAUAUAAGCUGAAAUAAGCGAAAUGAAACCAACCAAAAAUGUA
Saccostrea echinata is the source of this 626-nucleotide messenger RNA. RefSeq names its product multiple epidermal growth factor-like domains protein 10. The record is from RefSeq and is a predicted model, not a curated record. The transcript is spliced from 3 exons. The coding region runs from base 25 to 501 and encodes 158 amino acids. Lineage: Eukaryota; Metazoa; Mollusca; Bivalvia; Ostreida; Ostreidae.